GAAGCGCGGGGACUAUUCGAGGUCACCUUCCGCAACCGACCAAUCAUGUUGCACAACGGCAUGUUUACUGUGACGGAGGAACGCGCCUCAAAAUAGAACGGAGAGCCAAUGAAACACGCUAUGAGCUCCGAUCUGCUCAACACUUUCAACUUGAUGGAGCAGUAUGCCUCGGCGGCAUACUGCAAGAACAACUUCAACUCCCCCGGCGACCAGAUAACUUGCAAGUCUGGAACCUGUCCACUCGUUCAAUCAGCCAAUGCGACGUCCGUCAUUGAGUAUGCUAGCACCCUCAGCACAGACGUAACAGGCUACGUCGGCCUCGACAACACCAACCGCCUCAUCAUCGUCGCCUUCCGCGGCAGCGCCUCAAUCGACAACUGGAUUACGAACCUCAACUUCAAAGCCGUCUCCACCGGCCUGUGCUCCGGCUGCACCGCGCACGCCGGCUUCUGGCAGUCCUGGCUAGACGCCCGCGACGGCGUACUAGCAAGCGUGAAGAAGACCCUCCAAGCAAACUCAGGCUACAAGCUCGUAGCCACAGGCCACUCGCUCGGCGGCGCUAUCGCUUCCCUCGCAGCCGCCGACAUGCGUAACAAGGGCUACGACGUCGCGCUGUACACAUUCGGCGCCCCGCGCAUCGCGGGCUCCAAGCUCAGCACCUACAUCACCAACCAAGCCGGCGGCAACUACCGCGUCACGCACUGGAACGAUCCCGUGCCUCGUGUUCCGCCGAUCGCAAUGUCGUUUGUCCAUAUCAGCCCGGAGUACUAUAUCAACAGGGGCAAUGGGCAGGCGGUCGGUGUGGGCGAUAUUAAGAUUUAUCAGGGGAGCGUGAAUAUGCUUGUGGGGAAUGGGGCGUGGAUUGCGACGGAUAUUUUGAGUCAUCUGUGGUAUUUUAAUGGUGUUUCGAAUUGCUCGUUGAUGAAGAAGAGGGGUGUGGAGGAGAAGGAGAGAGAGGUGGAGGUCGUGGCUAAGUUCUGAUGUACGCUUGGACGCUUGGAUGUUGAGGAUAGUGCUUUGAGGUAUAAUUGAGUACUGAGCGACUGACGGAAGCUAAACGCGUAGCUCAAAUAAUGAUGCUGG
Molecule: messenger RNA, 1083 nt
Organism: Trematosphaeria pertusa
Lineage: Eukaryota; Fungi; Ascomycota; Dothideomycetes; Pleosporales; Trematosphaeriaceae
Product: alpha/beta-hydrolase
Exons: 3
Coding region: 109-981 (290 amino acids)
Biological process (GO): lipid catabolic process
Source: RefSeq, a predicted model, not a curated record